Messenger RNA from Peronospora belbahrii, 480 nucleotides. Lineage: Eukaryota; Oomycota; Peronosporomycetes; Peronosporales; Peronosporaceae. The record is from the annotation of a GenBank genome assembly.
AUGAGCAGUGCAGAAGAUGCUGCAGUACCUGGUCAGCGUCUAGCUACAGCGGAUGGCAAGAUUAAAGCAGGAAGCGGAGCAUAUGUUCGUGACGGUUCUAUUUUUGCUUCGAUAUUUGGCAAAUGGAGUAUCGUACAGGAUGCCGUGGAAGUCAAGCGGGCCAACAAGAUAGUGGCAUCAGCACAAGUGCUGCGACUUGGUGAUAUUGUCAUUUGUAGAGUAAUCAAGAUUACAUCUCGACAAGUGAUGGUAGAUAUAAUGUGCGUGGGUGAGACAGUACUGAAGGAAGCGUUUCCAGGAACGAUUCGAUUGGAAGAUGUGCGAAACCAGGAAAUUGAUAAGCUCGUGAUGGAGGAGGUUUUUUCGCCUGGUAUGCUUGUGAAGGCAGCUGUGCUGUCAUUUGGUGACACUCGUUCCUACUUUCUAUCGACAGCUAAACCAGGACUUGGUGUCGUACGUCAGACUACAGAGCAAGCCUGA